Molecule: messenger RNA, 693 nt
Organism: Chara braunii
Lineage: Eukaryota; Viridiplantae; Streptophyta; Charophyceae; Charales; Characeae
Source: the annotation of a GenBank genome assembly
GCGUCGUAGAGGAGCACGAUUCACGGCCGAAGAUGAGCUUAUUAGCCACGACGAUCGACAGUCUGAUUAACGAUGCGAAAAUAGGUUGAGGAUACAACUGGCGAUGGUGUCGAGUUAUGGACGGGGGAGAAGAGGCGGCGCCCUCUCUCCCGCCUCUGACGCUGAUGGAACGAUUGUGCAUCGCCUUGCUUCACGACGGUGCCGACCCCCCGAUCAUCCACCGGGACAUCAAGAGCAGCAACGUCCUUCUUGGCAAUGGCGCCGGGAAGAAGCUGAGGGUCGUUGUAGCGGACUUCGGUCUGGCAACCAUCGGAGAGAGGGUGUUCGGCGCAGAGCACGAGACGAUGGUGAAGACCUCGCACAUGGCGGGAACUUUCGGGUACAUGGCGCCAGAGUACAUGCUGUCCGGGAUUUUGUCGGAGAAGAUCGACGUGUACGCCUUCGGCGUGAUCCUACUGGAGCUGCUGACGGGGAGAAAGGCGGUGUCCGCAAAUCCGUCGGGAAUGGGUUGGCAGACGCUUGCGGACUGGGCGAAACCCCUCCUGGAAAGUGCCAACGGUGUUGAAGUAGGGAUGACCCUACCCCUGUCGGAGAUGCGUGGCAUUUUGCAGAUCCGUUACAUGCCAUCUUCGUAAUCCGAAAAAAAGAAAACGAAAAAAAAAAGGGAGAGGGAGAUAAACUCCCUCCCCGUGC